Messenger RNA from Moesziomyces antarcticus, 2595 nucleotides. RefSeq names its product exocyst complex component sec6. Gene Ontology annotation, biological process: exocyst localization; exocytosis. The transcript has a single exon. Gene Ontology annotation, cellular component: exocyst. The record is from RefSeq and is a predicted model, not a curated record. The coding region runs from base 1 to 2595 and encodes 864 amino acids. NCBI's taxonomy places the organism in Eukaryota, Fungi, Basidiomycota, Ustilaginomycetes, Ustilaginales, Ustilaginaceae. Gene Ontology annotation, molecular function: SNARE binding.
AUGAGCUUUGCCAUUCCAUCACACCAUCUCGCCGCCAUGUCGGCGGCAUCUCUCACCCCGCGAGGGAACGGCACACCGCAGCGAAACGGUACAGGACUAUCAUCCUCGCCAGCACCAUCGUCGCACGGCCAUGGGGCCGCAUCGUCAGCGCCAAAGGCGGCGUCGGUCGCCAUGUCGGCGGCACUCUCUGCAGCCACGCAGCCAGGGACAGCGGGAUCGGGGCCAUCGAAUCUUGUCGCCGAGUUCCUCAAGUCACCAGACGACAUGGCCAAGAUCGCAGCACUGCGCAAGAAGCUGCUCAAGGAACAGGCGAGUCUGUCGGCCAAGCUCAAGCUGGGUGCCAAGGAGCAGCUGGAAGCGACGCGCGAAGGACUGUUGAAGCUGCAGGCGACACGCCAAGACGUAGCGGCGAUCCGGGAGGCUUUUGCACAGGUCGAAGCACUCUACAACAAUACCGACGUCGACGGAGGCUCGGGACCGCAGUCGACCGACGCGAAUCGCUCGUUCCGAGUGAUCAGCCAGGUCUCGCAGAUCCACCGCAACUUUGUGCAGACGACGAGCACGCUCGAGAAGCUCGAUGCGCUUCCGGAGCAGAUCGAGACGCUGGCGGACAUGCUGCAGCGCGGUCAGGACGACAUCAUGGGACCGGCGACCGAUCUGCUGCCGCUGCAUUUCCAUCUUUCGCAGCUCGAGGCGUUUCGCAACGAGACGUUCCAGAUCGCACGCACGUGCUCGGCGGAUGUGCGCAGCACGGUGGCCGAGUUCUUUGCACCGCUCGAUGGGCUCAUCCGGGCGUUUGACGAGUACAUCAUGACGCUGGCCGAACGCACGAUGGAUCUGGUGCGCGAGGGUCGCCCGGCAGUGGUGGUGAAGCUGGUCAAGAUCAUCGAGAAGGAGUCGCGUGAAGACGAGCGUGCGGCGGCGAUCCGUCUGGCCAAGCGCGCCAACCUCGAGGGCGCGGCGCGGUUCCGGUCGGUGGUGGCCAACGCGCGCGUCAUCAAGCUGUACCGGCCCAAAUUCGUCGAGGCGAUCGACCGGUCUGCGGCGGAGCUGUUUGACGAGUGCUGGUCGCGCUUUGGCUCGGACGGCACGAGUCUCGAGUUCCUGACGCACCUGGACUGGAUCUACGACGAUCUGCGCUUUGUCGAGGCCGAGGUGGUGCCGCUCUUUCCGGCGGACUACAAGAUCGUGCGCACGUUUGUCAGGAGCUACCACAAGCAUCUGGGCGCUAUUCUGCGCGAACGCAUCCUGGCGACGGAUCCGGAGGCGAGUGCGCUGCUGGAGCUGUACCAGUUUACGCAGGAGUACACCAAGACGAUGACCAGGGAGCUCGGUGCGGACAAGGCGUGGCUGGAGCCGUCGCUGUUGGGUGGCAAGGAGCAGACGAUCAUCGACGACUAUCUGGGGCUCAUCACGAACAAGAUCGACGAGUGGACGGCGAAUCUCAUGUCGGACGAGGUGCGCGAGUUUGUGGCGCGGCAGAAUGCGCCCGAGGAGGACAACGAGGGGCUGUAUGGCUUGCAGGGAGCGGCGAUCCUGUUCCAGAUGGUCAACCAGCAGGUGGACGUGGCAGCGGAUUCGGGCCAGGCGAGCGUGUUGGCCAAGGUGGUGGAUCAUGCUGCCAAGGCGAUGCACUCUACGCAGGCGACGUGGCUGCGCGUGCUGGAGAGCGAGUUCAAGAAGCAGCGCGAGGCCAAGACGCCCGAGGAUGUGGUGGGUGGACUGGUGGAGUACGUGAUUGCAUUGGCCAACGACGAGCUCAAGUCGGCCGACUAUGCCGAGGCCCUCAUCGCGCGGCUGGAGCCGAUGGUGAGCAAAAAGUACCAAGCGGGCAUCAGGGAGGCGGUGGACAAUGCACUCAACGGCUUCCUGGACGUGUCGAAGCGGUGCACGCAGGUGCUUGUCGAUCUGGUCUUUGCGGAUCUGCAGCCUGCGAUCAAGGAGCUCUUUGGCUUCCCGGCAUGGUGCUCGGAGGGCACCAUGACGACCAUUGUCGAGACGAUGCGCGACUACACUUCGGACUACAGCGAGCGGCUCAACCCGAACCUGUUCGACGUGCUGUGCGACGACAUGAUGGACCGCUUCCUCGUGUCGUACAUCGGUGCACUGCGACGGGUGGGUAGCGGCAAACUGCGCAUGCCUGCAGCCGGCGAUCAGAUGCGCAAAGACGUCGAAGACGCCAAAACCCUCUUCCUCGCUUUCAAAAAGGAAGAGGAGGUGCAGGAGAAGUUCGAGGUGGCCGAUGCGAUUCUGGGCAUGCUCACUUCGUCGCCGACGAUGGUCUUUCUGCCGUACUGGAGUUUCGCCAAGGCGCAUGGGUCUCACUUGGGAUUCCUGGAGGCUCUCAUGCGGGCGCGCGACGAUCUCAAGAAGGACGAUGUCAACGGCAUCAUGGAGAGCGCGCGCCGCAAGGUCAAGAGCGAAGGGCUCAACGACGUGGUUCCCGAGACCGGUGGGCCGACGGUGAUGAGCCGCGUAGCCCAGGCGUACGGCUCGAGCUUUGGCAGCGGCCUGCUCGCCAAUCUGGGCGCCGAGAGAGCCGCGGGCAUGGCGGCGAGCGCUUUAGCUAGCUGGAAGAGCAAGGAGCGCGAGUGA